UACUUUCUAUCUCCUCUCUAAUCUCAUGUUUGUUCUUCUCUUGAAUUGAUCCAAAAUUGCUAUCACUUCAUCCCUGAACAGCUUUUCCUUGGAAGAUUGCCCGUCCGGGGGCCUCAAAUCUCACACACGUUCAAAAAUUGGAUUGGCGCAGAAACCCAAAAUGUAUACAUACCCGUUCCAGCAACGUCCACAAUCAUUGGCUGCAGAGAGCUCUCGCCAUAUGUCUCGCUUUGGGCUUCGACCCCCGUCGAUGAUUCCCCGUUCUCUCUUUCCCUGGCUUUAUCCUCGGCUCAGUGAUGAUCACGCCGGCGUGAAAGUGUUCAUUGACCUUCUUUUCAUCAUUGUCUUCAUCAUAAUAGCUGGACUUCUCAUGUACUUCGCCCCUCAGAUUUUCAAUAGUGCUAAACGUCUCGUGGGCUGGGCAAACAAUCACCUUCAGAUCUUGUUCUGUGGCCGUAGGUCUCGAGCCAGACUUGGGUCUCCUGUCCGGCAGACGACAGAGUUACAUCAUGAGACGUCAGCGUGGGAUUCUGAUGCAUCCAAUCUGGACCUGGCCGAAAUUGGGACGUCAAUUGACCCGAGCAAACUAAGGAUGAGCAGUGGAACAGAUCGUACGGAAUCAUCUGGGCCCUCUACCACUAAUGAGCUACCACGAAUGUCAAUAACCUCAGCAUAUUCACCCAAUAAUAAUAAUACGCAAUCCUAAUCGAAGCUUUUUAUAUGACUUGAGCACUUCUCGAUGCAAAAACCAAAUGGGAAAGCCAACAUAGAGAUCGUAAUGGAAUGCCUGAGGGUACAUAUUCUUUUCAGUCCAAGAAAGAGGGUGUCAAUGGGGCGUCAUCUUUUUGCUUUAGUAUUCAAUCGGCAUCCAUUUCUUUUUCUUUUUAUGGUUCAAACCUUCUUUAAAAAAUUAAUUUCUUCUCCCUGGGAGGGUUGACCAUGAUUAUGGUUUGAUCACCUGGCUCUGUUUUUCGUCAGAUGUUAGACAUGUGGUCCUAGUAACUCAGGCCC
Molecule: messenger RNA, 1011 nt
Organism: Xylona heveae TC161
Lineage: Eukaryota; Fungi; Ascomycota; Xylonomycetes; Xylonales; Xylonaceae
Exons: 1
Coding region: 161-706 (181 amino acids)
Source: RefSeq, a predicted model, not a curated record